This is a messenger RNA of Rhinichthys klamathensis goyatoka, 1726 nucleotides long. RefSeq names its product magnesium transporter MRS2 (gene mrs2). Gene Ontology annotation, biological process: mitochondrial magnesium ion transmembrane transport. The record is from RefSeq and is a predicted model, not a curated record. Gene Ontology annotation, cellular component: mitochondrial inner membrane. Lineage: Eukaryota; Metazoa; Chordata; Actinopteri; Cypriniformes; Leuciscidae. The transcript is spliced from 10 exons. Gene Ontology annotation, molecular function: magnesium ion transmembrane transporter activity. Bases 376 to 1686 code for a protein of 436 amino acids.
GCGCGUGCUGUAUGCAUGCAUGACGUCAUCAACAGUUUCCGAAAACAUGCCUUUCAGCCACUGUUGAUAAAGUCAGCAACUCAUUGAACUAUUCCUGCACUUAUGUGUUCGUAUACUAAAUACAUUACGAGAUAAUAGUAAAGCGGAGGUAACGUUACCUGCAGAUGCGAGUUAGCAGGACAGCUAAAUACAUCAAACCAGGAGGUUUCAAACCAGGAUUUCGGAGAUGUUGUUCUUUACUUUCACAACUAAUACAAAAUAGCUGCAUAAUCGGGUUCCAAUGGAGUUAUAGUAAGACCAAAGCAAUUGUGUCAUAUCGCACAGUAACCUCACCUGGGUGUCGGGGUAAAAUGGACUUUUAAAGUGUUUUAAAAUAUGGAGCCAUGUUUGAGGUCUGUGUGUCGAGAGAGUCUCAGGAAAGUGUCGAUGAAAUGCUGGACAUGGAGACCCGUGAAGUGCUCAAGAUCAUCUUUCAAAAGCCCUCUUACAGCAGCGUGUGGACGGACACAUCACAGCACUCUUCUGCCGAGAGCUCAGGGACCCUGUAGCACAACACGAGUAAAACAUUUAUUUCUGUUGCACGACUUCUGCUGUCGCCAAAGAGCCACAGAUGCAUCCCAGGCAGCCCUGUCUAGUGUGGCUCCAGUGUUUGUUGUGAUGAAAUUUCAGCGUGAUGGGAAUGUGACAUCAUUUGAAAAGAAGAAGACUGAAUUGUAUCAGGAGCUUAGUUUGCAGGCGAGAGAUCUGAGAUUCCAGCACUUAACAAGUAUUACGGCCCGGAACAAUGCCAUCAUCAUACGCAUGGAGUCCAUGAAGGCAGUGGUCACCCCGGAGUGUUUACUGGUGCUGGAUUUCCGUGGUCUCGGCCUGGAGAAAUGGCUGGUGUUAGAACUUGGGCCACAGUUGGCGGGAGAUGGAAAUUUGGCUACUUACUCCCUGCCCUUUGAGUUCAGAGCUCUGGAAGCCAUUCUGCAACACAGGGUGAAUUUGCUGCAGAUGCGACUGAAUGAAGUUCAGCCUCAGGUUCUGGAUUGUCUCGAGUCGUUGGUCGACCCAAAGCUCCUCUCUGCCGACCGAAGCAAACUCCAUUUGCUCCUGCUUAAUAGCAAGAGCCUUUCAGAGCUAGAGACGGACAUUAGAAUGUUUAAAGAGAGUCUGCUAAAAAUCCUGGAUGAGGAUGAACUGAUAGAUGAACUCUGUGUCACCAAGUGGAGCGACCCGCAAGUGUUUGAGGAGAGUAGUCUGGGUAUAGAUCACGCUGAAGAGAUGGAGUUACUGCUGGAGAAUUACUUCAUGCAAGCAGAGGAGCUUGGCAACAAAGCCAGAGAGCUGAAAGACCUCAUCGAUGACUCUGAAAGCGUCAUCUUCAUUAACCUGGAUAGCCAUCGGAAUGUCAUGAUGCGCCUGAACCUCCAGCUCACCAUGGGAACCUUCUCCCUCUCCUUAUUUGGUCUGAUGGGUGUGGCUUUUGGAAUGAAUUUAGAAUCUUCCUUUGAAGAGGACCCACGUGUGUUUUGGUUAGUGACCGGGUUCAUGUUCCUGGGCAGUGGACUAAUCUGGAGAAGACUUCUCUCUUUCCUGGGCCGACACUUAGAACCCAGCUCUCCACCUCCUAUUCCCCCUGUUUGGAGGAAAAACCAUAUUGGCACCUUAAAAGGAACGGACGUUAAACCUGGAAUUAGAUGAUAGUGUGACUGCUGUGCUUUCAAUAUCUUCUCUGUAUCCC